Messenger RNA from Phaedon cochleariae (mustard beetle), 1709 nucleotides. The record is from the annotation of a GenBank genome assembly. NCBI's taxonomy places the organism in Eukaryota, Metazoa, Arthropoda, Insecta, Coleoptera, Chrysomelidae.
GAUAAAAAACAUAAAAAGUGUUGAGGUAGAUUAUUUAACCAUUUUUUUUAUAUUCCUUUUAGAAGUGUUUCAUUUGGGGAUGUUCAAUUUGAGAUAAAAAAAGAGAUAUUGAAAUUCAGUGCCAUUUGAAAAUGUGGCCAGAAGUAGAGAAGGCUAAUACGGAAAACAGGCAUGAACUUGUAUUAUCGGGAAAAGAAAUAAGUACAAGAAUAGAAAAGCAAGGAUUGGAUAUAUCCAUAUUCGAUUUAAUAGGUUUGAAUUACCUGAAUAUCAGUGAAACAAACUUGAGCCAUGUUCCUGAUGGAAUUGAGAAACUAUCAAAUCUCCAAACACUAGUACUACAUUCUAACAAAUUCGAAGAAAUCAAUGAGAAGAUAGGUAACUUAGAUAAAUUGAAGAUUUUGGAUUUAUCUAGAAACACUAUUAAAGUCAUACCAGAUAGUUUUGCUAAAUUACCUCUGGUAACAGUAAACUUGAAUAGUAACCAGCUAGAAACUCUUCCUGAGUUCAUCAUAAAUGUGAAACUUACUGUUCUUGAUGUUUCCAAUAAUAAACUGAAAGAAUUUCCAAGAGUAUGUUCAAAGGAGUUAGUUAAUCUGACUGAAUUGAGAUUGACUGGAAAUGAAAUCACAGAAAUACCUAAUGAUAUAAAUGUAUUACCUUCACUGAAACUAGUUGAACUAAGUUCAAAUAGAAUCAAGACAAUUCCUGGAGAACUAGCAGAUUGCCAAAAGCUUAAGGAUCUUAAUUUGAAAUCAAAUCCUAUUUCUGACCGCCGACUUUUAAAGUUGAUUGAUCAAUGUAGAACAAAACAAAUAAUUGAUUAUGUGAAGCAGCAUUGUGCCAGAACAAGUGCAAAUUCAGAAAAUGCUAGCAAAAAAGGGAUGAAUCAGAAAAAGAAGACCAAUAAUGAAUCUGAUGAGGAGACAUCUGUGAACUAUAAGUACAAAUUAAAUGUCAAGUAUGCUGAUGAAGAUUUUAAGAUUAUUAUACUGAAUUCUGUGAAAACUGUUAGAGAACAUCUGUUAUCCUGUAUUGUUAAUAAUGUAAAAUUCACAGAAGAAUCUUUCAAAAAAUUCAUACAGCUUCAAAAUAAGUUGCAUGAUACAGUGUGUGAGAAAAGGAACUCUGCAACUAUUGCUACACAUGACUACAAUAAGUUGCCUCCUGGAGACUUAACAUAUACCACCGCUCUUCCAAAUGAACUCAUGAUAAAGCCUCUUGGUAGGUCAGUUGAGAUGACUGGAGCUGACUUAUUCAAUAGGCUCCAAACAGAAGCAAACAAUUUGAGGAAAGAAAAGAAACGCAAUACCUAUAGUGGUAUUCACAAGUAUCUCUACCUCAUUGAGGGAAAGCAGCAGUAUCCUUGCCUUUUGAAUGAAAAAAAGGAGGUCAUUUCAUUUCCACCUAUAACCAAUUCGGACAUUUCUAAGAUUGAGGUUGGAACCACCAAAAUGAUCAUUGAAGUUACAAGCACAAUUUCCCAGUUUGCCUGCAAAAAAGUGCUGGACACUUUAUUGAAAGACAUGGUACUACUGUUUGAAGCAGAUUUGGAAGUCCAACAAGUUCGAACAACAGAUCUUGAUGCACAUUUGAAAGCAGUGUACCCAUCUAAAGCCGACCUGAAAUUUGAAAACUCUGUGCCUAUCAAAGUAGUUAGAGAUUAAGGAUUAAUGAAAUGUUUUCAGAAUUAUAUUUUGAUUUUUGCC